Microsporum canis CBS 113480 is the source of this 1272-nucleotide messenger RNA. RefSeq lists its product as hypothetical. The coding region runs from base 1 to 1272 and encodes 423 amino acids. The transcript is spliced from 5 exons. Gene Ontology annotation, cellular component: multivesicular body. Gene Ontology annotation, biological process: late endosome to vacuole transport via multivesicular body sorting pathway. Lineage: Eukaryota; Fungi; Ascomycota; Eurotiomycetes; Onygenales; Arthrodermataceae. The record is from RefSeq and is a predicted model, not a curated record.
AUGUCAACAAGCAUCCCUGCCGGGCUAAAGUCGGCUGAUAUUAGCCGUUUCGUGACCCGGGCUGCGCAGCUUGAGAAAGCAAAGCCGACCAUUUCAUACUGGUGUAAUUUCUGGGCAGUCACUCAGAUUCUGGAUAAAAAUCUCCAUAACUCAGACGAAGAAUGUUUGAAAUACACUACUGAUCUCAUGGAUAAACUGGAGAAGUUUAAAAAGGAACAUUCUCAUGACGAUACGAUAACCGACGACACUGCAGGCCAGGCAUACGUGGAGCAAUUCGCGUUGGAAACAUUUCAACGAGCAGAGAAUGCAGUUCGGGCAAAUAAAGCUUCACUGCAAACUGCCGACACCUUCCAGGCAGCAGCCACAUUCUUGGACUUGGGCCAAGCAUGGGGUCAGCCUGACGCCGAGACAGCCUCGAAAAUCAAAUAUGCUAAAUAUCAUGCUGUCCGUAUAGUGAAGGCUAUAAAGGCUGGGGAGGAUCCAAACCUCUCCAAUCCUAAAAAUGCGGAAAAUGUGCAAGAAUCCGAAGGGGGUGGCCAUUUGGCUGGCGCAACUGGGGGAACAGUAGUUGGAAGUGAAGCCCAAGAUAUGCCAGAAAACACCAGAAAAAGUCGACAAGCUUCUGUUGAGGAUAUUCCAGAUGAAUUUGACAAGGUUCAGAGUAAACUGGCUGCACAAUCGUCCUUGAACGAGUCUCUCCAUCCUUCACGUUCUUCGUCUGCCGCGCCUCCCCCCCGUUCCACGGGCGCCAUCAACAUCCCGAGUGCACCCACAAGCGCACCGGGCAGUGGUAUUCCAAGUCCUCCGAUUAGUAUACCGCCGGGGAUGGUAGAUUUUGAAGAACAUUUACGGCAAAGACCCUCACAGCUCUCCCGAGCCACCGUUCCCGACCUCCCUGCGGCGCCCUCUGAUUUUCCAUCUCCUGCAUCAAGCAAUGCCGAUUUACCCUCUCAAAUGGGACCAGCUUCUGACUUCUCUUCAGCUAAUAUUCUUCAGUCAUUUCCUUCACCGGUCCCUGAACCCGAAUUUCCUCCCACUGAGUCCCAUGCCCUGGGCCCUCCCCCACCUCCAGUGACCCGGCUUCCUAAAGAAUCACUACCCAUCUCUUCAUCAACUCCUAUGGCUAUCUCCUCUGGCCAGGCUGUUGACGAAGAGGCAAUCUCCAAUGCUCAAAAGCAUGCACGGUGGGCGGUGUCUGCGCUCAAUUUUGAUGAUGUCAAUACUGCGAUUAAAGAGCUACAAAAAGCCCUAAACCUCUUAAACCCCCGCUGA